AGCGGCAGUUGAGCGUCAGUCGAGCGUCAGUCGAGCGUCAGCUUCCGACGCGUACGGUUGUUACUUGGCAGCAUUUUCGUCAUUAACAGUGCGACAAAUAAAAUGUUUCAAAAGACAAACUGACUACGAAAAAGGCAAAAAUUGAUUUCAGUUUCCACAAAAUUAAUAUAUGGUGGAUACUAAUUUAAUGGGACAGCGGUGAUAUAUCACUAUGGUAUAUGUAAUUGCUUUGUCGUUGAUAGCAGGUGCUUUAGGCCUGUAUUAUUACCUUUUUAAGGAUUUGAAUUACUUCAAAAAACAUGGCAUACCGCAUAAGCCGCCUCUUCCUAUAUUGGGAAAUAUGGGACCAGCAUUUUUGUGCCGUAAAUCAAUAGCCGAAUUUGUAAACGAGAUUUACAACUUAAAUCUUGAUGCAAAAUAUGUUGGCAUGUUUGACCUGAACGUCCCAGUUGUAAUGGUGCGCGAUCCCGAGCUUAUUAAACUCAUCACGUUAAAACAUUUCGAAAAAUUCACCGAUCAUCGCGCUUUCAUCAAUGAAGAGCAAGAUCCACUAUUUGGCAAAAAUCUUAUGUCUCUUAAAGGUGAUAAAUGGCGGCAAGUACGAUCGUUAUUGAGCCCAACCUUUACAUCCAGCAAAAUGAAAAGCAUGUUUAAGCUUAUGUCGGAUUGUGGUAACAAUUUCGCUAAUCACUUAGCGCAAUUGCCACCAGAGGAGAGGACAAAGGAAAUGAGAGACGUCUUUACAAAGUAUGCUAGCGACGUGAUUGCUACUUGCGCUUUUGGCUUUAGCGUUGAUAGCAUGAAAAAUCCAGAGAAUGAAUUCUAUGUAUAUGGUAAAGAAGUGACCAAUUUUAAUCUCAUUUCCAUAAUAAAGUUAUUAAUAUUCAGGGCCUUUCCUUGGUUAGCACGAAUUAUCAACUUGAAAUUAUUUCGUCAGCAAGUAGCAGAUUUCUUCCGAAACCUCGUAGCGAACACCAUAAAAAUCAGAGACGAGAAUGGUAUCGUUCGUCCUGAUAUGCUGCAAUUGAUGAUGGAAACUAGGGGUAAAGAGGGCAAGGCAGAAUUGUCUAUCGACGAUAUGGUAGCACAGGCACUCGUCUUUUUUUUUGCUGGAUUCGAUGGUACUUCAAAAUUAAUGGCUUUCGCCGCCCAUGAAAUUGCAGUAAACCGAGAUGUACAAGAAAAACUUCAAAAGGAGAUUGACCAGGUCUUGGAAGAUACGAAUGGACAAGCCCCUUACGAAGCGAUUAACGGCAUGGAAUAUUUAGACGCAGUGAUCAACGAAGCUCUCAGAAAGUAUCCGAUUGCUGUAGCAAUGGACAGAUUAUGUAUAGAAGAUUUUGAGUUGCCGCCGAUGUUACCAGGGAUGAAACCUUAUACGAUCAAAAAUGGACAAGGCAUAUGGAUACCGGUUUAUGGACUUCAACAUGAUCCAAAAUACUUUGAGGAGCCAGAGAAGUUUGAUCCCGACCGUUUUCUUGGUGAACGGAAGAAGGACAGCCUCAACUGCGGAGCCUAUCUUCCUUUUGGUCUUGGUCCUAGAAUGUGCAUAGGUAAUAGAUUCGCAUUGCUGGAGACGAAGGUUGUGCUUUUUUAUCUAUUGGCCCGUUGCGAUUUGGAAACUUGCGAGAAGACGUCAAUACCACUCACGCUCGCCAAGGACGGCUUUAAUAUGAGUGUCAAAGAUGGUUUCUGGCUGAAGGUGUUGCCACGAAAAAAUACACAUCGCACUCUUGCUGCUAAUUUUGUUAAUGAAACGCACUAAACAUGGAAAGAAACAAAGGAACCUAAAUAAACGCGAAACAGGAUAUUUCCUUCUUAGUGAUCCAGCAAGAAGAUAUUUAUGUUGCUGUAAGUUCCACUAGGGAUAUUCUUAGAUUAGAAGUAUUUGCUACAUAUAUAUUAUAUAUACAAGCAUGGUCAUAAAAUAUUUUAUGAGUUUCUCAUAAAAUGGCGAAAGAAGACAACAUGAAAGAAAUUAAUGAAUUAAAUAUUACUUCAUAUCUCACGUUGUUAUUAACGAUCAAUUUGUAACGCUUUCCUUCGUUAUAAACAAUUAUUAAGAUUGAAAAGUAAUAUCCACUUUUAAUAUCUAUUACAUUUCUCUGACUAUUGUAUAACAAAUAUUUCAUCUUUUAUAUUAACAUGAAGAUAUGUUAUGGACAAACCAAAGGUUACAUAUAACUUCAUCAAGCGGUAGAAAAUAGUUCGAGCAAGCUAUGAUAAAAAUAAAAAUCUACUAAUACA
Vollenhovia emeryi is the source of this 2247-nucleotide messenger RNA. RefSeq names its product cytochrome P450 9e2-like. Gene Ontology annotation, molecular function: iron ion binding; monooxygenase activity; heme binding. The record is from RefSeq and is a predicted model, not a curated record. The transcript is spliced from 2 exons. Bases 212 to 1765 code for a protein of 517 amino acids. NCBI's taxonomy places the organism in Eukaryota, Metazoa, Arthropoda, Insecta, Hymenoptera, Formicidae.